Messenger RNA from Clonostachys rhizophaga, 1494 nucleotides. The record is from the annotation of a GenBank genome assembly. NCBI's taxonomy places the organism in Eukaryota, Fungi, Ascomycota, Sordariomycetes, Hypocreales, Bionectriaceae.
AUGAUCAACGGAGGUUUUCCCGGUCCUACAAUCGAAGCCAACUGGGGUGAUACUAUCCAAGUCACUGUACAUAACCAGAUCGAAGACGAGGGCGUAGCCUUGCAUUGGCACGGAUUUCUGCAAACUGGCACACCUUGGGAGGACGGUUCCCCGGCCGUAACUCAGUGUCCUAUUGCUCCUGGGAAGAGUUACACUUACAAGCUGCACGCCAACCUUUACGGUUCAAGCUGGUACCACUCUCACUAUUCUGCCCAAUAUGCUGGAGGUCUGACUGGCCCGAUCGUCAUCCAUGGGCCACCCGGCAUUGAGCUCGAGCAGUAUGAUGUUGAUAUCGGUCCUGUCAUGCUCUCGGACUGGUACCAUGCCGAGUAUUUCGAUUUAGUUGAACAGACCAUGACAAAUACUGAGUUUGUCCCCGUUUAUGCCGACAACAAUCUGAUUAAUGGGAAGAUGAACUUCAACUGCCCUACUUUGCCGCCUCGACACAAUAGUACGCCACCCUGCUUUGACAAUGCUGGCAUAUCGAAGUUUCGGUUCAAGAGGGGAAAGAAGCACCUUCUGCGUUUGAUAAAUUCUGGUUCAGAGGGCUUGCAGCGGUUCUCAAUCGAUGGGCACAUUCUCAAAGUUGUUUCGAACGACUUCGUCGCCAUCAACCCUUACGAGACUAAAGUUGUCACUCUAGGCAUUGGCCAACGUACAGACGUCGUUGUGACUGCAAACGGAGAGCUCGACGCAUAUUGGAUGCGUAGCAAUGUUUCCAGAAUCUGUGGUCUUAACAACAGCCCAGACGCGGUGGCAGCUAUCUACUAUGACGACACAGAUGAUAAGCUGGAGCCAGGGUCGCAGGCAUGGAACGUUCCGGAUCCAGGGACAUGUGCGAACGAUGACCUCGAGAUUACCACGCCAAUCAUGGAGUUGAGGGUUCCAGAACACGAUUUGUAUCUCGAAAUGCCAAUCGAUCUGUUUGUCAAUGGGUCUGGAGUUACGCUUUGGUCUAUGGAUGGAGUUUCCUUCCGAGGGAAUUACAAUAGUCCAACAUUGUUACUGGCCAAUCUUGGGAACUUGACCUUUGAAGAAGAGUGGAAUGUCCGAAAUUUGAAGGAUUCCAAGAGUGUCAGAGUCAAUGUGAUUAACAAUUCGAACACCUCCCACCCAAUUCACAUGCACGGAUUCAACAUGUAUAUUCUUCAUGAAGGCCCUGGAACGUGGGAUGGCACCAUAAUUAACCCACACAACCCUAUUCGUCGUGAUGUGUAUCAGCUACGGCCUGAUGGGCAUCUGGUAAUCCAGUUUGAUGCUGCCGCUAACCCAGGCGUAUGGCCAUUUCAUUGCCACAUUGCAUGGCAUGUAUCUGCAGGCUUUUUCAUUCAGUUCCUAACCAACCCCGAAGAAGUUGCGAAGAUGAGAGUCCCCAACGUUGUUGCUGAGACAUGUCGUCAGUGGGCUGAGUGGACGGGAACCAACGUCCCAGCCCAGAUCGAUAGUGGUCUCUGA